Strongylocentrotus purpuratus (purple sea urchin) is the source of this 5152-nucleotide messenger RNA. RefSeq names its product 3'-5' RNA helicase YTHDC2 (gene ythdc2). Gene Ontology annotation, cellular component: intracellular anatomical structure. The coding region runs from base 114 to 4292 and encodes 1392 amino acids. Gene Ontology annotation, molecular function: RNA binding; ATP binding; protein binding. NCBI's taxonomy places the organism in Eukaryota, Metazoa, Echinodermata, Echinoidea, Camarodonta, Strongylocentrotidae. The transcript has 33 exons. The record is from RefSeq and is a predicted model, not a curated record.
CCUGUCAUGUCGCGUCGGUGACCUGAUGGGGGAUUUCAACAUACACUGUAGUCUACUCAUAUUUGGGAGAUAUCAUCGUUUUUUAAAGGCAAGGCAAGGCAAAUUAAUCAACAAUGGGGGACAGAGGGAGAAAUAAACCUAGGAAGCACAAGAAAGAAAUAUGCGUCGGGGAGGAGUUCAAAAUUUCUGUAGACUUAGCUAUCCAAGAAUUCAGGCAUGACGAAUCAGAGACAGUCCUUGAGUUUCCAGCUUCAUUCAGCAAUAAUGAGAGGGCAUACAUUCAUCGUCUUGCUAUCUCCUGUGGUCUCAAAUCAAAGAGUAAAGGCAAGGGGUCCAAUCGUUACCUGACCCUAAUCAAGAAGUCUGUCAACAGGAUGGAUGAUGAUGGAGAGGAUGAUGGGUCCCCUGUUUUCCAGAUGGGAGCAGCAACUUGCAACGAGUUGCAGGGGUUGCUGCAACAGUUCCCAGUUACCGCUAAGGAGCGGCAGGAGUUGCAGCCCAAAGUGGAGCGUAGAAGAUUUGGGCCAAGUGAAGCCAACCCAGCUCGCGAGAUGAACAAGGCCACUGGACGUCUCAACAGCAGCCUGCCACAGGUUCCUUCUAAAAGAAACAAGUCAGACCUUGACAGCUUCCGUCAGACCCUACCGGUCUUCGCAAUGCAGAAUGAAAUCCUUUCAACCAUCAAUAACAACAAGGUAGUCCUAAUCGUAGGCGAAACUGGAUCUGGCAAGACAACUCAGCUUCCCCAAUUCAUUUUGGACGAGUGCUUUGAGAUGAAUCGACCAUGUCGCAUCAUCUGUACCCAGCCUAGGCGGAUAUCAGCACUAUCGGUCUCUGAGAGGGUUGCGUCUGAGAGAGGAGAGGCCAUUGGACAGACAGUGGGUUAUCAAAUCAGACUAGAGAGCAGAGUUUCACCGAAGACCCUCCUGACAUACUGUACCAAUGGUGUGCUCCUGAGAACCCUUAUGACGGGAGAUGCAGCCCUCGAUGUCAUCACUCAUGUUAUUAUCGAUGAAAUUCACGAGAGGGAUAGAUUCAGCGACUUCCUUGUGACCCAGAUCAGAGACCUGAUGGUACGCAAGAGACAUCUAACACUCAUUCUCAUGAGUGCUGCCCUUGAUGUUCAGCUCUUUAUACGCUACUUCAACAACUGUCCCGUCGUCUCGGUUCCGGGAAAUAUGUAUGAUGUCGAAGAGCUCUUUCUGGAAGAUGCCUUGAAGUGUACUCGAUACUCUACUCCAAAGAUGGUUGAAUAUCAGAAAGAAAAAGGAAAAGUUGCCAAGCAACAGCAACAGCUUACCAAAUGGUACACAGCAGACCAAGUGGGUGGAGCCUCGGCAAGCAAGAGCCAACCCAUGGCUCCGGUCCACCCGUCAGUAGACUCAUUAUCAAGGGACUUCCAGGGAACCUCUAUGGGACCAUCUGCAGCUGAUACAUCUAUUGACGUUGAGGACAUGCCCGAGUGGUUAGUCCAUGAUAUGGAUAGCGCCAUCUCAGACUGUUGGAAGACAGGCGAUAACGACUACUUCUCGCAACUCUUGUACCUGCUACUCAAUGAGAAUGUCAGUGUUGACUACGCCCACUCUGAGUCCAGCGUGACCCCUCUGAUGGUUGGAGCUGGACGGGGCAAGGUAGAGAUGGUUGAGCAGCUUCUAAGCCUUGGUGCAAAUGCUUCUCUCAAAGCAUCGGAUGAAAGGACAGCAUUGGAUUUUGCGAGGAUGUUCAACCAAACAGAGGUGGUGGAUCUUUUGCAAGCAUAUCUGGACACUGUCCAAGCCAGCAACGAGGAUGAGAGUGAGUUACUGAGGAAUCACAUCGAAGUGAGUACCGAAGACAGAGAGCUUCUUCAAGCCUACCAUCACAGCUUUGAUGACGAGAGGGUAGACCUGAAUCUGGUUCUUGCUCUCCUGGACUACAUAUGCAGCCACUCACAAGAGGGUGCCAUUCUAGUCUUCCUGCCCGGCUAUGAUGACAUCGUCUCCCUACGUGACAUGUUACUACAGGACGAUACCUUUAGUGAUCGUCAGUCCUUUCAGAUCUACACUCUUCACUCCAGCAUGCAGAGCCAUGAUCAGAAGAAAGUCUUCAAGACACCAGGUGCAGGCAUCAGAAAGAUUGUCUUGUCAACGAACAUAGCAGAGACCAGUGUGACCAUCAAUGAUGUAGUCUUCGUUGUAGACUCUGGCAAGGUCAAGGAGAAAUCCUUUGAUGCGAUUGCUAAUAUCUCAUCACUGAAGAGCAACUGGAUCUCCAAGGCUAGUGCCAAGCAGAGAAGGGGAAGAGCUGGUCGUGUACGUCCAGGCAUGUGCUUCCAUAUGAUCAGUAGAGUGCGCUUCCAGAGUCUACCAGACUUCCAGGUCCCAGAGAUCCUGAGGACACCAUUACAUGAACUCUGCCUUCACACCAAACUGCUUGCCCCGAAUGAGACAUCAAUAGGUGACUUCUUGAAGAGGGCUCCAGAGCCACCCUCUACUAUAGCUAUCAAGAAUGCCAUCGGCCUUCUCAAGUCCAUUGAUGCAAUGGAUAAGUGGGAGGACCUGACCGAGCUGGGCUGCCAUCUAGCAGACCUACCCGUAGACCCUAGGCUGGGUAAAAUGGUCCUCUAUGCCAUCGUCUUGAAGUGCCUUGAUCCAGUCCUCACUAUCGUGUGUGCUCUUGCCUACAAAGAUCCAUUUGUGCUUCCCAGCCACCCAUCUCAGAAGCGUGCUGCCAUGCAAGUGCGCAAGAAGUACACUUCCAACACAUUCAGUGAUCACAUGGCCUUACUCAGGGCAUUCCAGUCCUGGCAGCGAGCCCGUAGCGAUGGCUGGGAAGGGACCUUCUGUGAUAGGAACUUCCUUUCAAGAGCCACCAUGGAGAUGAUUGUAGGAAUGAGGACCCAACUGUUAGGUCAGCUCAGAGCAUCCGGCUUCGUGAGAGCAAGAGGACCGGGAGAUAUCCGUGAUCUGAACACCAACUCUGAGAACUGGGCAGUGGUCAAGGCAUCCCUGUGUGCUGGCAUGUAUCCCAACAUUCUCAAGGUGGACAGAGAACGCAGACAACUCACCACCAAAACUGAGUCCAAGGUACGCUUCCAUCCCAACUCUGUACUCCAUGAGGUGACUAAGGGCAAGACAUCCCUGAGUGAGGAGCAUAUGAGAACAGUAGAUAGCCUACCGUCAGACUGGCUCCUAUAUGAUGAGCUCACCAGCUCCCACUUCAGGACCAGUGUCCGAUGUGUGACCCUCAUCUCUCCCAUCACCAUCGCCCUGGUCUGUGGCCCCGCCCGUCUACCUUACGACGCCCUGGUCCUACCGGAAGGAACCGCCUCCUCCAUGGCAACCAGGAUGGGACCCAAUGGAGAUGCUGCUGCCAACGACUCCAGCGAAGGAGAGGAUGAUGAUUACAGGGUUGCCAAGGCAACGCUCAAGCUGGACGAGUGGUUGGUCAUCAAGUCUGAGUCUCAGGCAGCGAGCUUGGUCCUGCAGUUGAGGACCAAGUGGCAUACAUUGUUCAUGAGACGAAUGAGAACUCCAGCCAAGCCUUGGUCUCAAGCUGAUGAGGCUGUGCUGAAGACACUGAUUAAAGUACUGACCAAUGAAGAACAAUCACUUGGUCUCCAGCAGCCAGUAGGAGUGGGACAGAGACCUAAACCAAUGGCAAUAGAGCAGUUCAACAGCCCUCCCAGUGGCAGUAUGUCAAAUCGCUUUGCAAAUUCACAGGGCAAGAGCAGAGGAAACUGGAGAGCGAAUGAUCAGAGGCAGGGAGGCCAAUACAGUGGUAGAGGUGGUGGUGGUGGUGGUCGACCCCAGCCCCCAUCCAGCCCCUCCUACCAGCAGACCAACAGUGGUUACAGGGGUCAGAACCAAGGUCAGGGUCAGGGUCAGGGAGGAAACUGGAGACAGUCACCCACAUCAAGAGGAGGUCAUGCUGGAAGGUGGAAUAACUCACAGAGAACCCCACCAAGGAACUCGAUGUUUCCUGACAACCACCAGCAGCAGCAGAGAGGUGCUUCAGGUAACUCCCAUGUCCCCUGGUCCACCCAGGACGGGAGCAGCUUCAACCCCAUGGCCCAUUCCAGCCCCGCCUUCCAGACUGGUCCUCAGUCCUUCAAACCCUCUUCUUCCAAAUCAGACAGGGUCUCCCCCGUACCCUACGGCAGCGGUAGAGACUCCUCCCGUGGUGGUAGGAAGGGAUCUCCUGGUGGUGGGGGUAAGGGAAGUCGCCUUAAUGUCAACGCCAAGGAGUUCCAAGGGUCAGGCUACAAACCGAAGGGGGGCGUCCGUCCACCCCCUGGUUUCUCACAGUUUUAAACAUCUGGAAUUCUCCUGGUAGGAAGGGAUCGUCCGGCACGGUGUGGGGGUAAUCGCCUCAAAGUCUGUGCCAAUGAGUUUCAUCCUGGUUUUCAAUAGUUUUAGGAAUCCAGAAGUUGUCUGUUGAGCUAAAAUGUAUAGGAGUUGACGCCUGUUCGGCUCUCAAUAGACAAAUUCUCCUCCUUGGAGGUAAUCUUGAGUUCGGAUACGAGGGGAAUAGUUUGAAAGGACUAGAGCAAUUUUGUGUUUCAAAAUAUACUUUAAUGUAAGCGUUACCCAGGGAAGUCCACAAACAAAAUUUAAACUUGUGAAAUUGGAUUGUAGAAAGAGUAUGAACUGAUGUAUGCGCAGCACAAAGUCCCUUGUAGACAAAUUCCUGGGCUUGCUGAAGGGCUCUACGAUUCUUAGAUGCACUAAGGUGCAAUUUGAGCCAUAUUUCAAAGCAUUUUCAAACAAAUGUUGUGAUUAAUAUUUCAUAAAUGAUUUGAUUGGAUAUGAAGUUUAAUAUCUUUCUGAUUUUCAAACCUGUCACUGUUACAUGUUUAAACACCUUGUGGACCACCCUGUGGUACCCUUGUUGGGGAGAAUUUACUCUCAGGUUUCCCAGCUUUCCUUGAAAUCAGGGGAAACCUGAAAAUGAAUUCCCUUCAUUUUCAGUCAGGGAAGAUGUCAGAGGAUUUGAGAAAAAAAAUCACUCAAAAUCAGAGGAAAUGAGUUCAUUGGCCUAAGAAGUAAAUACAGUCUGUUAUACAGUUUUUCAUUGAAACCUGUACAAAAGGAGCCUGUACAUAAGGACCACCUGCCUAUAAAGACCUAUGUUCAUGUUUCCCUUGAGAGGUCUUUGUAUACAGGUUUCACUG